UUCAUGCCUGUUUUCGAACGGUCUACGGAUCGGAUCGCGCGAUCGCACGUCGUUGGCUGUGCUGUUCGUCUUCUCAAAGCAAAAACCCAAAUAAAGACGAGUCUCGAGUCGAGUCUCUCCACAAAGCCAUAGGAAAUUUAAAUGAAAUUUUGUUUAAAUCUGAAGCUACAUUACGUUCGUUGUAAAUAAGCGGCAAUUGUUUGCUUUAAGCAAAGCCUGUGAUAUAGUUGUGUGUACUACUUUUUUUUUAGAGAAAAUCAGCCAAAAUGAAAGUUCCGACGCGCGACUCAAAAUAUUCAUUCAAUUUGAAAAUAUUCAAAUUGCAUAACGAUAAGAAAUCCACAAGCGCCUCGCUGGCACCCACCGCCUCACCUCCACCUAGUAGUACCUCACCUGUGAUCUCAACAAAACGAAACUCUUGGCGCACUGCAUGGCGUGAGGCUAUGGGAAGCGGCUCCAAGGACUCCUCCAGUUCGACGAAUGAGCCGUCGACGAAGGAGAGGGAUGCGAGCUCUCCUUCAUUUUUUGAACAACAACAACAACAUCAAAACAAGCGUCAAAGUUCCUCCGAUUACAUGUUGUCUACUGCCCCCAGCCAUAGCCCCAGCCCAAGCCCUGCCGCUUCGCCUGUAGAUGAGCUGAUGUCAAUGCCAUGGUUUGGCAUGGACAUUGGCGGCACCCUCACAAAAUUGGUGUACUUCGAACCCAAGGAUAUAACGCCAGACGAACAGGAUCGCGAGGCGGGCAUUUUACGGAAUAUACGACGUUAUCUAACCAAAAACUCUGCAUAUGGCAAAACCGGACACCGCGAUACGCACUUACAGAUGGACAAUGUGGAGAUACGUAAAAGACGAGGGUCCCUGCAUUUCAUUAGGUUUCAGACCACUGAUAUGGGCAACUUUCUGUCCCUGGCCAAGCAAAAAGGCAUGGCCGAACUGGUGACCACUGUGUGCGCCACGGGGGGAGGAGCUUUCAAAUUCGAGAAGGAUUUUCGCGAUCAGGUCAACAUGAAGCUGGCCAAAUUCGACGAGCUCGAUACGCUAAUCAAGGGUAUACUCUUUGCCGAUCUCCACAAUCGCACCGAAUGCUACUACUAUGAAAACGCACGAGACAUCAUUUUCGAUGAUUCUCUUUCUUGCAGCAAAAGCGAGAAGCGUGCAUUCAAUUUUUCGCAACCAUUUCCAUUCAUAUUGGUGAAUGUUGGCUCCGGUGUGUCCAUUCUGGCUGUCUACGGACCCGACAACUACAAGCGUAUCUCAGGCACAAGCUUGGGCGGCGGUACAUUCCUCGGACUAUGCUGUUUGCUGACCGGCUGCACAACCUUUGAGGAAGCUAUACAGCUAGCUACCAAGGGCGACAACAGGAAGGUGGACAAGUUGGUAAAGGACAUUUAUGGCGGCGAUUAUAAUCGCUUUGGUCUGCCCGGAGAUUUGGUGGCAUCCAGCUUUGGCCAAAUGCACAUCGAUGACAAGCGGGUUUCAGUGUCCCGUGAAGACCUGGCCAAUGCCACACUAGUCACUAUAACCAACAAUAUUGGCUCCAUAGCACGGAUGUGUGCACUGAAUGAGAAGAUUGACAGGGUGGUCUUUGUGGGAAACUUUCUCCGUGUAAACCCCAUAUCCAUGAAGCUGCUGGCGUACGCUAUGGAGUUCUGGUCGAAUGGCACAAUGAAGGGACUCUUCCUGGAGCAUGAGGGAUAUUUUGGUGCCCUGGGAUGUCUACUGCAAUUUAAUGGCGAGCUAGCAGCUGCUCUGAAUGAAGGCCUUGACCAUCCGCAGUGCGCUGAGCACUUAGUCACGGAUGCGAGUGCGUGUGCGGCAGAACCGCCGAUCCCUUCCACAGCUGAUAAGCCUUCAGAGAAAUCACCGCCGCUCUCGCCAGCAAGCAAACACUCUACUAGGUAGUCGCUGUAGCACCAUGUUCCUCCGUGUACAGUAGACCUAAGAUUACUUGGGCAAUGGAAAUAUGAAAAAUGGAUCGAUCCUUUGCAGACUAUUAUCUCGGUAUUCAACAUAAUUUUUUUUCGGCUUAAGUUUAUACACGUUUUUAUACAUCGCAAGGUUGCCGCCAGUUGUAAAUGCAUGAAAUUACAGAAUAGAUAAAAGUGCCUGCUAAAAAAA
Messenger RNA from Drosophila pseudoobscura, 2120 nucleotides. RefSeq names its product pantothenate kinase 3 fbl (gene fbl). The coding region runs from base 267 to 1904 and encodes 545 amino acids. Gene Ontology annotation, molecular function: ATP binding; pantothenate kinase activity. Gene Ontology annotation, biological process: coenzyme A biosynthetic process. Gene Ontology annotation, cellular component: cytosol; nucleus. The record is from RefSeq and is a predicted model, not a curated record. NCBI's taxonomy places the organism in Eukaryota, Metazoa, Arthropoda, Insecta, Diptera, Drosophilidae. The transcript has 7 exons.